Messenger RNA from Acanthosepion pharaonis, 1005 nucleotides. The record is from the annotation of a GenBank genome assembly. Lineage: Eukaryota; Metazoa; Mollusca; Cephalopoda; Sepiida; Sepiidae.
AUGCCCACACUCACACAUUCUAUUUGCUCUCACUGUCACGCAUUCCGUGUCCUCUCUCUCAGUCACGCAUUCAUUUUCCUUUCUCUCUCUCUCUCUCUCUCAAGCAUUACAUUUCGUUUCGCUCUCUCAGGCAUUAAUUUUCCUUUCCCUCUCUCACAAGCAUCCCUUUUCUUCUCUCUUUCUCUCACGCAUUCCUUCCCGCCUUUCUCUCUUUCACAAGCAUUGCUUCCCCCUCUCUCUGUCACGUAUUUAUUUUCCCUCUCUCUCUCUCGCGUUCAUUUCGCCUCUCUCUCUUUCACAUAUUCAUUUCCCUACUUUUUCUUUCUCAUGCGCAUUUAUUUUCACUCUCACUCACAUGCGAAUUCUUUUACACACGUAUCCUUUUUUUCCCGCCUUCUCUCUCAGAAACGCAUUCAUUUUUCCUCUCUCUCUCUCUCUCUCUCUCUAAUACACACAUCACUUUCCACUUAUUCCUCUCCUCGCACGCAUUCCACCUCUGUCUCUCUCGCGCAUUCCUUCCACCUCUUUGUCACGCGUUCCUUCCUUUCUUUAUCCCUUAUGCUCUCAUUCUUUUUCUAUCUCACAGUUGAAGCCACCCCAACCACCGCAGCAACUGCUACUGUCAUCGACCGAUACCAUCAUUGCCUUUCUUCUUCUUCGUUGUCUCUUUUUCUUUCCGUCUUCUUCGCUUUUUCUUUCUUUCUUUUCUUCUUCUCUUUCUCCUUUUCUUCUUCUCUUCUUCCUCCUCCUUCUCUUUCAUCUUUUUCUUUUCUUGACUUCUUCUUCUUUGUUGUUGUUCUUUCUCCUUCUGUUUCUUCUUUCUUUUCUUUCUCCUUCUCUUCUUAUUCACCUUUUCUUGUUCUCUUUCUCCUUUUCCUCUCUACUUCUUCUCUUCCUCCUCCUUCUCAUUCAUCUUUUUUUCUCUUCUUGCCUUCUUCUUCUUCUUCUUCGUUGUUGUUCUUUCUUCUUUCUUCUCUUUCUCCUUCCCUCUUCUUUCCUAUGUGA